CCAGUUUUUUUCCCUUUCCUUCGUGCGAAGCUCUAAUGGCUUCGACUAGUUUCACCACUGCUCUGUGCUUCUUCUCCCAAAACCCUAUAAAAAACCUCGAGUUCUCUUCUCCGAUCCUCUUCUCUAUCACCAAUGGCGUCGAAUUCGCUUCCAAUUCUAUCGCUCUCACUUCCAGCGCCGGCCUCUCUCCUGCAACUUCUCGGUUCAGUUCUCGUUUCGCUCGCAAUUGCUCCUCCAGCACCACUCCAGUACGCACUUUGGAUUACGAGUUCACCGAUGGUUCUUCUGAAGUGGAACUGAGGUUACAACUUGGGACUCAAGAAAUUCGUAGUUCAAAAGAUAUUUUUGUGGAUGCAAAUGAAACCUCUUUGACAAUUAGAGUACAACGCACGGGGUCUAUCAUCACUCUUUUGGAAACGAAGCAACUAUUUGAGAAGAUAAAACCUUCAGAAACAAUAUGGUAUAUAGAUGAAGAUCAACUAGUUAUAAAUUUAAAGAAGCAUGAUUCAGACUUGAAAUGGCCUGACAUUGUGGAGUCUUGGGAAUCCCUAACAGCAGGAUCUACACAGCUUCUAAAAGGAACAUCCAUAUAUUUGAUAGGGGAUUCAACAGACAUUAACCAAAAAGUUGCGCAUGAACUAGCAGUUGGACUUGGGUAUACUCCAUUGAGUACAAAAGAAUUGCUGGAAACAUUUUCCAAGCAGACCAUUGAUUCAUGGAUGCUUGCUGAAGGCUCUAAUGCUGUAGCCCAAGCAGAAACCGCUGUAUUAGAAAGUUUAAGUAGCCAUGUCCGUGCUGUUGUUGCAACACUAGGAGGUGAGCAGGGAGCUGCAGGUAGAACCGAUGCUUGGAGACAUCUUUAUGCAGGAUUCACUGUUUGGCUUUCACAAACUGAGGCUAAGGAUGAAAGUGCAGCUAAGGAAGAAGCUAGGAGACAUAUGCAAGACAGUAAAGUAGCGUACUCAAACGCCGAAGUUGUUGUUAAACUUCAGGGUUGGGACGAUGCUCAUUCCAAAGCAGUGGCUCAGGCAGCGUUAAGUGCCCUUAAACAACUUACUCUGUCAGACAAAAACCUUCCAGAGAAGAAAAGUCUUUACAUCCGAUUGGGAUGUCGCGGUGAUUGGCCAAACAUCAAACCUCCUGGUUGGGAUCCUGCAGCUGAUGACGCUACUGCCUGAGUACUUUUUUUACUACUGAAGGUUCAAUCUCUUAUCUCACAUUUGUUACACUCCUAGGAAAAGAAAUUUUAUUUCCACUCUCAAUCCUACCUUGCUAAAAAAAUUUAACGGUUAUGUUCAACCUGUAAUUUAGCUGACAGAUUGGAGGUAAUCAAAUCCCAUCUUGUAUUCUGUAUAUAUAUUUUAUUAUUCUUUAGGGAGAA
Messenger RNA from Momordica charantia (bitter melon), 1381 nucleotides. RefSeq names its product shikimate kinase like 2 (gene SKL2). Gene Ontology annotation, cellular component: cytosol. The record is from RefSeq and is a predicted model, not a curated record. NCBI's taxonomy places the organism in Eukaryota, Viridiplantae, Streptophyta, Magnoliopsida, Cucurbitales, Cucurbitaceae.